GAGAUUUCAAAUAGUAAGAAUGUGAUCUUAUUUUUAUGAGAUUUAGGUCAUGUUUUUGGGCCUGGAGCAAAUGCUUGUCCCCAAUCUCUCAUUCAGGUGAGCUCAACCGAGACUCAACCAAAGUCACCUUCCUCUGUCAGGUAACCUGCAAGGAACCAGGGAAGCUAUUUUAGUCUAAAAAUGAUAUUUCACUGACACUGAUUUAUCUCCAAACAGUGCUGAGCAAAUACCACUGGCACAUACGGACUGUUUCAUGCCUCAUUAAUGGGAGAACUCCUAGCUCAUGGAGUCUGUCCAUCCUCCAUGCGCACUUUAAUGGAAGUGAACAUGCUCCUGUGUUAAUAUGUGAUCUCUUCCAGACGCUCUGUCUAACUUUCUUUCUUUAAGGGUGAAUCUGUUUCUCGGUGAUUAUUCGUCGGACACCAGGACCUCGGAGACGACCUUUUAGUAGUGUAAUACUGUACAUUACAUAGAUCCAAGUCUAUUUUAAGCGGUGAUUAAAAAGAGCAUAGCCUACUCCUGAGUCAUGAGUCUAGAGACGAACGUGACAUAUUUCGCGCGUAAAGCCUACUCCGGACUUCUUUUUCAUACUUAUUAACAUAAUGUAUAUUCUUCUGUUGGCGAUGUCAGCACAUAUAACCCGUUGCUCUAACGUUUCCCAGUGGUUAUUUUUGGGAAAGCAUUUCUAAGAGCGCUCUGCUUAAGCUAACAAAACUGUUCCAAAUGGAACAUGACUAACGUUCUCUCAUGCUCCCGUGAGAAUAGUAGGCAAUAAUAGGGACUGGAGUGAUCAUUUAUCUGGGAUUAAAUGUUACACAUGUUACUCUGGCACUGGACUUGAUUUACGGAACACAUUUUGCGAUUAAAGAAGUGGGAUUAUGGAGCCUGUGGUUCUGGAGCAGAAUAACUUUACUCUGAGCGCGGUGCCUCUGGCACAUCCACUGUGCACAGAAUGGAAAAGAGACCCAGAAGGAUCAGUUUUUCAUCUCGCUAAUAUCCUCCUGGUACUGGGUUUCAUGGGCGGUAGUGGAUUUUAUGGAUUGAUCUACAUGUUUAGUUUGAUGUCGCUCGGUUUUUUGUGCUACUUUUGGGCUUGGUCCAAUCCGUGCACCACGUACUCGUUUUCGUGGACUUUUGUCCUGUUUGUCAUUUCUGUUGCUCAAGUCAUCCAUGUCGCAUACCGCCUACGGAGUGUGACUUUUGAUAAGGACUUCCAGGAUCUCUACGGAUGCAUGUUCAAAAAGUUGGGAGUGUCUCUCAGUCACUUCGGGAAGAUCGUCUCUUGCUGUGAGCAGGAAAUCCAUACUAUCGAAAAAGACCACUACUUUGCAGUCGAGGGCAAAACUCCUAUCGACAAACUGUCUGUUCUUCUCUCCGGAAGAAUCCGUGUUACAGUGAAUGGAGAAUUUCUACACUACAUAUACCCUUUCCAGUUCUUGGAUUCACCUGAAUGGGAUUCACUCAGACCGUCGGAGGAGGGAGUUUUCCAGGUAUCACUAAGAGCAGACAAUCGCUGCACAUAUGUCGUUUGGAGGCGCAAGAAGUUAUAUUUGCUCUUUGCCAAACACCGAUAUAUCGCCAAGAUAUUUGCGCUGGUGGUGCGCAAUGACAUCGCCGAUAAGCUGUACUCUCUGAACGACAGAGCGCUGGACGCACACGGUUUCCGCUAUGAUCUGCGUUUACCCAGCUUCUGCCACACGCCUCAGGCAAAGUUAGAAAAAUCACACAGCAGUUAAAACCACGCUAUGACCCCGCUUUGGAAUGUCCUCCCUCUUAUCAGAGGAAAUCUUAAAGAAAUCAGGUGGAAGUCCAUGAUGGAAGUGUAUUUCCUAAAGACUUGACCUUUGCACCUUUUAUAAUAAUAAUAAUAAUAAUAAUAAUAAUAAUAAUAAUAAUAAUAAUAAUAAUAGUCCUGAUGUUGAAUGUUUAGUACAUAUCUCAUGCCUCAAAUUCAAGUCUGAUGCAUCCUUACUCUAUUAUUUGCAUAAAAUAAAAAAGUCUAAAUUUGCCAUUAUUAUGUCUUAGUAACUUUGAGUAUGUCUUUGAAUGUUCUCAGCUGAUAGUCUAGAAGACAUUAAGCUAAUGCUUUUGCAGAUCUGAAUACCCGAAUAAAUGAGAUUUUG
Molecule: messenger RNA, 2123 nt
Organism: Ictalurus punctatus (channel catfish)
Lineage: Eukaryota; Metazoa; Chordata; Actinopteri; Siluriformes; Ictaluridae
Gene: popdc3
Product: popeye domain containing 3
Exons: 3
Coding region: 879-1736 (285 amino acids)
Cellular component (GO): sarcolemma
Molecular function (GO): cAMP binding
Source: RefSeq, a predicted model, not a curated record